Messenger RNA from Capsella rubella, 580 nucleotides. Its product is annotated as chalcone synthase 4. Lineage: Eukaryota; Viridiplantae; Streptophyta; Magnoliopsida; Brassicales; Brassicaceae. Bases 11 to 406 code for a protein of 131 amino acids. The transcript has 2 exons. The record is from RefSeq and is a predicted model, not a curated record.
UCGUCUGAAGAUGUCCGACAAUUGGAGUACCGUUGGGCAUGCGGCACGACAUCUCCCAGCGCUCCGACAGGUGACAAUGGUAAUCCCCGUCUCUGAGCUGAGUGGGGAUAGGCAACAAAGGGCUACAGAACAGUGGGCUAUAGACAAUUCCACACUCACCCACCUCGUCUUCUGCAUCACAUCCAGACACAACAGGACUGAUCAUGGCCCUAACCAAAAUUUCGACAGGCUAAUAAGCACUCCUAACUACUGUUUCGUCCAUUACCAGUACCAACAAGGCUGGUAUGACGAGGGCACUGCCAUCCGUCUCUGUAGGGACUUCUCCAGAGAUUACGACCCUGCCCUUGGUGCCUUUUCCCAAGUUACCACGCCUAUAUUCCGUGAAGGUGCGUCGGAGGACUGGUGAAAAUGCAUAGGGAUCUCAUCCCAACGUCGUUCCUCUUGAGGACAAUCCAUUUCUAUUCUUUUCUUAAAGCGAUCCAUUUCGAUUUUCAUUUAUGGCACCCCUAUGCUCUCUAAUCUUAUGGGAUCACAUGUAUUCGAGAGCUAGUAUAUUAUAUGUUUAGGAAACUUUAAAGAC